Toxorhynchites rutilus septentrionalis is the source of this 1139-nucleotide messenger RNA. It is a transcript of the gene Mettl4, whose product is annotated as N(6)-adenine-specific methyltransferase METTL4. NCBI's taxonomy places the organism in Eukaryota, Metazoa, Arthropoda, Insecta, Diptera, Culicidae. The record is from RefSeq and is a predicted model, not a curated record. Gene Ontology annotation, cellular component: RNA N6-methyladenosine methyltransferase complex; nucleus. Gene Ontology annotation, molecular function: methyltransferase activity; nucleic acid binding. Bases 32 to 1111 code for a protein of 359 amino acids. The transcript has 3 exons.
UUUGUUUAUAUUUCAUACUGUAGCGUGUAAAAUGGCUGAUCAUUUUUUAUCAGACGAAAUUGUUUAUAUAGAACACAAGGCUUGUGUCGAUAAAGUCUAUGCAUCCCAUAAGUUCUACGACGCUAGUAUUAAAAGUGCUGCUCUGAAAAGUGAUCUUUUCCAAAUAGUCGUCCCCUACGACGAUAAACAUGGUAAGGCUGAAGAUAGUCUGGAACCGAAACCAAAGAAACGGAAGAAGGCGCUAAAUCGAUUUGAUGAUACCUCGUUGAAGAUACAAAGAACUUAUGUGGAAUUUCUGAGUUUGAUGGAAAAGAAUUUGAUGCGCCCCAUCGAAUUGAGGAACACAUCUGCACUCGAGUUUGUUGAUGCCUUCACUCGGACUGACCGAUAUGAUUCCAGUGCGCAUUUUGAGGGAGCCAAUAACUCCCGAUAUAUCGUAAUGAGUGAAUUUUCUGGCCAGUCGUAUUUGAUACCACCGAAUUGUCGUUUCUUCAAUACUGACAUAAGUAAAAUGGCUCAUCUUCCGCUGGGUGACGACAAAUUUGAUUUUAUUGUAAUAGAUCCGCCCUGGUGGAAUAAAUAUAUCAGAAGAGUAAAAGCCGCUAACAGUAAGGUAGGAUACAGCAUGCUCGAUAAUGAAACUAUUCAGAAAAUACCUUUGGAGAAGCAUAUCCACGAUUACACCAUCGUGGUUAUUUGGUGCACAAAUUCGCCAACCCAUAUCAAUGCAAUCAAAGAACAAUUUCUUAAAAAAUGGAAGCUGCGGCUAGUGGGCAAUUGGUAUUGGAUUAAAAUUACCAAGAGUGGGCAGCCUGUAUGCAAUUUCAACGAAAGCAAUAAGAAACAACCUUAUGAGCAAAUUUUUAUUGCUACUAGUGAGAACAAUUCCAAAUGUGAGUUGCCUUAUGAAAGAUUCCUCUAUAGCGUACCGAGUGCGUUGCAUUCCAAUAAACCGCCGCUGUUGGAUAUAUUUCAUGAUUUGCUUCCUGAUCAUCCGAAAUGUUUGGAGAUAUUCGCUAGAAACGUUUACCCAAAUUUCACCUCAAUUGGGACAGAAGUACUAAAAUUACAGAAUGUGAGACUGUUCGAUGUGAUAAAACAAGAAUCAUAAUAAAUAAGAUGGUAUAAAAAACAUAAAA